CCCUUCAAUCCCACACUUGCAGCAACUGUCUGAUGAUGAUGGUGAUGCUGGGAGUUUUCAUCUCUGUGGCCCUCAUUCUGGGCACAGCAAAUGCAGCUUCUUUGGGAGCGGUGUACACCGAGGGAGGGAUGGUACAGGGAGAGAAACAUAGUGUUGGACUCUUCCGCUAUAUGGACGUGUUCAAGGGAAUCCCCUUCGCAGCACCACCUGGCAGAUUAGAGAAGCCCGUUCCUCACCCAGGCUGGGACGGUGUUCUGAAAGCCACUGACUACAGUAAGAGAUGCAUGCAGCUCAAUCUUCUCGCUACUGAUGUCGUGGGCAGUGAGGACUGUCUCUACCUGAACAUCUGGGUCCCUCAGGGCAGAAGUGUGUCUACCAAUCUGUCUGUUAUGGUGUUCAUCUAUGGUGGUGGCUUCCUGCUUGGUGGUGGUCAGGGUGCAAACUUCUUGAACAACUACCUGUAUGAUGGACAGGAGAUCGCAGACAGAGGAAAUGUCAUCGUGGUGACAUUCAACUACCGUGUCGGAUCCCUCGGAUUCCUCAGCAGCGGAGAUGCUGAUGCACCUGGAAACUAUGGCCUGUGGGAUCAGCACGCCGCUAUCUCCUGGGUACACAGAAACAUCAGGAAUUUUGGUGGCAAUCCAGACAACAUUACCAUCUUUGGGGAGUCAGCAGGAGGAGCCAGCGUGAACUUCCAGAUUCUUUCCCCUAAAAACAAGGGCCUGAUCCGCAGAGCUAUCUCACAGAGUGGUGUUGCUCUCUGUCCCUGGGCUGUCAACAGAAAUCCACGACAGUAUGCUGAGGAGAUUGCAAAGAAGGUAGGAUGCCCCACUGAUAGCGGGAUGGUGGCUUGUCUGAGGAGGACAGAUCCAAAGACUGUAACUCUUGCUGGGAAUGUGAACUUCAGUGCAUCUGCUUCUCAUCCCAUUGUACACAAUCUGGUUCUGUCCCCCGUCAUCGAUGGUGACUUCCUCCCCGGCGAGCCUGAAACCCUUUUCGAGAAUGCUGCUGACAUUGACUACAUCGCUGGAGUCAAUGACAUGGACGGCCACCUCUUUGCCACCGUUGACAUCCCCUCUCUCAACAACGCACUUGUGUCCACCCCUGUGGAGGAUGUCAGGGCUCUCUCGAUUGCCCUGUCUGAAUCUAGAGGACCAGAUGCUGGUAUCACAACUUAUGAGGAGUACACAGUCAAUUGGGGUAGCGAUCCUAGUGAUAAGGUUGUUAAGAAAACGAUUGUUGACAUGGAGACGGACUACAUCUUCCUGGUGCCAACCCAAGCGGCCCUGUAUCUCCACUCUGACCAUGCUAAAUCUGGACGAACCUACUCCUACCUGUUCUCUGAGCCCUCUCGCAUGCCUAUCUUCCCACUCUGGAUGGGUGCCGAUCACGCUGAAGACCUUCAGUUUGUGUUUGGGAAGCCUUUCAGCACUCCUCUGGGCUACUUUCCUCGCCAUCGUGACGUCGCCAAAUACAUGAUUUCCUACUGGACCAAUUUUGCUCAAACUGGUGAUCCUAGCAAAGGUGAGUCCAGUGUUCCUGUAAGCUGGCCUGAAUUUGCCAGCAGUGGCCAUCAGUAUCUAAAUAUCAACAACAAGAUGAACAGGGACAGCGUCAAGCAGAUGUUGAGAACACGCUUGGUUUACUACUGGACUACCGUCUUUGCCAGCUUUCCUGCCGUCCAGAAGAGCUGAGCACUAGCAACCCGACUAGAGAAUCGUGUAGCCAUUUAGCAGUGAAUAUGAUGCUAAGAUUCAUG
Messenger RNA from Sinocyclocheilus grahami, 1759 nucleotides. Its product is annotated as bile salt-activated lipase-like. Gene Ontology annotation, molecular function: cholinesterase activity. NCBI's taxonomy places the organism in Eukaryota, Metazoa, Chordata, Actinopteri, Cypriniformes, Cyprinidae. The record is from RefSeq and is a predicted model, not a curated record. The transcript has 11 exons. Bases 33 to 1694 code for a protein of 553 amino acids.